Messenger RNA from Argiope bruennichi, 4584 nucleotides. It is a transcript of the gene grsm, whose product is annotated as probable aminopeptidase NPEPL1. Gene Ontology annotation, cellular component: cytoplasm. The record is from RefSeq and is a predicted model, not a curated record. NCBI's taxonomy places the organism in Eukaryota, Metazoa, Arthropoda, Arachnida, Araneae, Araneidae. The transcript is spliced from 12 exons. Gene Ontology annotation, biological process: proteolysis. The coding region runs from base 135 to 1673 and encodes 512 amino acids. Gene Ontology annotation, molecular function: manganese ion binding; metalloaminopeptidase activity.
UUAGAUUUUAUAUUUCCAGUUAUUUGUAGCAAUAAAAUAUUUUAGCAUUCUUUGCAAAGGACAAAAUUUUUUGGUAUUCAUAUAUUAAUGUAGAUUUCUGGAUUUCUUCGUGUUUAUUGGAAGAUUUUUGUGUAAUGGGAAAAAAAAAAAUGGUUGAAGUAACUGUAAAAUUUAGCAAUAAAUUGGCACCAUCUGAUCCUCUUAAGAAUGGUGUGCUUAUUAUCGGACAAAGGCAGCAUCUGAUAACUGUGCCAUUUGAAGAGGUAUUCAUGAAAUUUGGUACACGAGUAACUAAAGAGCUUUAUGACAGUGCCAUGGACCAAAUAAAAGGCUGUCAUUUGGAUUUAGUACCUCUUUACAUGAAGUAUGCUAAUCUUGCAAAAAUUAAUGCAAAAUGCUCAAGACACAAUACUCCUUCUCAUUGCCAUAUAUUAUCUAAAUUCAUUAAAUGUCAUUCAACAGGAAAAGAUGAAUAUAUUGUGGUUGUAUGUGAAUACAAAUAUCUUCUAGCUUCAGCGUGUGCUGUUGCACGCAGCUAUCCAGUAUAUAGCAAGAAAAGUGUUAGUUCUUCUUAUACUGUUACAGUUGAAUUUAUUGUUUGUGAUUCUAACAAUUCUAGCAAGCAUCUUCCCCUCACGGAUGCUGAUAUUAAUUGUCUACAAGCAGCAGGGGAUGCAGUUCGUACAGCGGGAAGGAUUGUUGACACACCUUGCAAUGAAAUGCAUACUGACCUGUUUCUGGAGGAGAUAUAUAAAAUAGGAGAUGCUUUGAAUAUCAGACCUGAAGUCAUUCGUGGUGAAGAGCUACGAAAACGGGGAUUUGGAGGACUCAGUGCUGUGGGCAGAGCUGCAGAACAUCCUCCUGCUCUUGCUAUAUUAAGCCACACUGUGCGUGGUGCCAAAGAAACUAUUGCUUGGGUUGGCAAAGGAAUAGUUUAUGAUACUGGUGGACUUUUUAUCAAAGCCAGGAGUUCCAUGCCAGGUAUGAAGCGCGAUUGUGGUGGUGCAGCUGGCAUUCUUGGAGCAUUUUAUCUUGCUGUCAAAAUGGGUUUCAAAGAAAAUCUCCAUGCCAUUUUUUGCCUUGCUGAAAACGCUAUUGGUCCAUUAGCCACGAGGCCAGAUGAUAUCAUAAAGCUUUAUUCAGGGAAAACUGUUGAAGUGAACAAUACUGAUGCAGAAGGCCGUCUAGUAUUAGGAGAUGGUGUUGCUUAUGCCAAGAAAGAUUUGCAAGCCACAAUAAUUAUAGAUAUGGCUACUUUAACUGGAGCCCAAGGUGUUGCUACUGGGCGUUAUCAUGCUGCAUUGCUUACAAAUAAUGAAGAAUAUGAAAGAAAAGCUAUUUUGGCUGGGAAAUUAUCUGGUGACUUAAUCCAUCCAAUGCCAUUUGUGCCAGAAUUGCAUUUCUGUGAAUUUAACAGUUCAUAUGCUGAUAUGAAAAAUUCAGUAUCUGAUAGUUCCUGUGGUGCAGUAUCUUGCGCUGGUUUAUUUAUAGGAUCACAUUUAGGAUUUGAUUAUGAUGGGAAAUGGCUCCACAUAGAUAUGGCCAAGCCAUGUUAUCAGGGUGACAGAGCCACUGGAUAUGGUGUUGCUUUGUUGAAUACAUUGUUUGCAUAUGCAUCCCAGAAUCCUAUGCUUUUAAAGUUGGCAAAUUACAUGAAGGAGGAAUCUCAAUGAAAGCAACACAUUCUAAUAAUCCUAUUGCAUUUUAUUGUUCUUUUAAUGCAUUGUAUGUCAGUAAAUGGACAUGCUAUCAUCGAUAAUCAAAAAUAACAAAAAGAUUUGUUAUAUACUGAUAUUUCUUCAAACUUUUCAAACGCAUUUGAUGUGUAAUAUCUAAUUAUUGUUUGGGGAAUGUAUAAAAGUAUUAUCUUCUUAUAGGUUUGCAAUUUAUUCAAAAUAUAAAAUAGAAUAUGUAUAAUUAAAACAUUAUUGAUCAUCACUUUUUCAUAAAUAAAAAUUGUCAAAAAGCGUUUUAUAAUUCUUUGACAUUGUAAGAUUUAGUACAAUAAAGUAUUUCAAAUGUAGAGAAUGAAGAAGUAUAAUAUGCUGAAAAUUAUUUAGUAACCAAACUUUUUCUUACAAAUUGUCCUUGUUAAUCUUGCCCUAGUCGUAAUGAAAUGAAAUUUUCCUUGCAGAGUACUUAUUUGGAAAUUGUAAUGCAUGUAGAAUAAAACUAUAGAAAAUUAUUUAACCAAUUCAGAUAUGUGUUAUCUAUUUGCUAUUGUAAUUAACAAAUGGUUAAAUAUUUAAAGUCAAUGUAUAUUAGAGUUCUUCUACAUAAAAAUUGAGACAAGGAAUGGAAUCUUGUAAGAAAAGUUGUUUAUGAGAAAAAGUAAAGUUUGCUACAUUAAUUAUAUUUCCCCAUGCUAGUAUGAUGGCACUUAACAUUCAAUAUAAUGUUGCUUGUCCAGUGUCCGUUUUCCAACUACAUCUAAUACAAGAGCACAUUCUUUAUUUCUGUUCAUUCUGUACAAUAUGUAUCUUUAGAUCUAAACGGUGUGUUAUGUGCAAUUAAUUUGUUAGUUGCCAUUUUUCCCCCUGGAAAAAUUAUUCUUUCAGCUAGAAAAAAAGAUUAAGAAAUAGCUUUAUUCUAAUUAUUUUUAACAGUAAAUGAGUUGUAUUAGAUGGAGCAGAACAAUCUUAAAAGAAAGAAAGAAAAAAAAUGAUCAAUUUUUCUAUGUAUUUCUCCCUUGUUUUUGAAAAUAUUUCAAAUAUUGAUGAAAAAUAGUGGUUUAAAAGAACAUUUGUAUGUCUUCAGUGUUUCUUUGAACAACCAAUCUUUCUUUCUUCAAAUUGCAAUAUUCAAAGUUGUUGUGACUCAUAAUUUUGCAUGCUGCAAACAUGUUGAACAAUUUCAAUGUAUAUGAAUCCAAAUUCAAAUGUUCUGUUAUUGAAGAAAUUGAUUUUAUAAUAUAGGAUGUCAUUGAUUUGGGAAUUAUUUAAGCUGUAUUAAAGUAUGUUAGUUGUAUAUCAACAAAUUCUCCAAGGUAUUUUGGUGUAUAAGAAAAAUAUUUUUUAAAAAUUAGAAUUUAAUAUGAGUUUUACAAAAAAUACACUCACCCAUCAUAUGUCGUUGAAAUUUGAAGUAAAAAAAAUUAGUAUUUUUAUAAGCAUUUUUAAAACAUAUAAAAUAAAUUAUUCACUUAAAAACAUAUAUAUAUAUAUACACAUUGUUCCUAAAAAUAGGUACAACCAAGAGAAUGCUUGUAAUGGACUAGUUCCAAAUAAUGUGAAGGAAAUUGUUGCAUAUUAACAUUCAGUCGUUACAUUGAAAUUUGCUUUCCAUUUGUCAAAUAGACUGGUAUAUAACAAUUAUGUUUCAUGAAAAUUUUAAUUAUAGGCUUAAAUUUUAAUCAUUACACAUUUUUUAUUGUUUAAUUUAUUUUAUAUGUAGUUUUUAACAGAGUCACGAAAAUUAACUGCAAUCAUGGUAGCAUUACUUUCUCCAUAUAUAGUACAAAUCUCUAAGGCAAGAUAGUGGCUAAAAUGAUUUUUAUUUACUCACAUCUCAUUUUAAAAAUGUAAAUAUAAAAAAACUAAAUCAUUUUUAUAGCUUUUUAGAUUCUCAAUAAAAUAAAUUUUUUGCUAAAUGCAAUUUACUUCUGUGUUUUAAAUUUGGAAAAAGAACCCACCCUGAGUGAUUUUUCCCUCAUAUAUUUCCUAAUAAAGGCAUCCCCCCUCUAUGAAUAAAUUGUGGAUACUGGGCAAGAUCAUGAACAAAAUGUGUGCUCCAUUCUUUUAUUAAUAUUAUUAUUUAUUUCAAAAUAAUGCACAUGAGCAUUUUUUGUUUCAUAAUGAAUAAAGAAAAGCGAAUAUGUAUUUUGGAUGCCUUUUUCUUGACCAGUUAAAACGAAAAUUCGCACAAAUCUACAAGUGUUGGAAGAAAAGCGUAUUUUAUUUGUCUAAAUUGUUGCUUUAUCGCGUUUACAUUCAUACGGAUGCAUAGAUGGUAAACCUAUUGAUGCAUUUGGUCCAAAAUUUGGCACAGAUCUGCACUUCAAAUAUUAAAACUGUCUACUAAAGUUAAUCCAUUGAGCUCUUUUUACUCAGACACAAAGAUCAACAAUCUUCUUGUGUAUAAUAUUUAUAAAUUUGAAACAAAGCCCACGUAUUAAAAUUCAUCCAUCAAGCUCGGAGCGUUUUUUAACUACCAUAUCCACAAUGAAGCAUAACUCCAAAAGUGUUCUUUUUAGGGUUAAGGAGGAAUUUGAAACAAGGAGAUUCGUUAAAAUCGCGAGUUCCAAUUUUUUGACGAUUAUGCUUUCUCUUUGUAUAUUUUAUAUGUGAGAAAGAAAAAAAGCUCUUAAUUUAAGCCCGUAUAUUUUAUUAAAUACCCGGAAUUCUUAUUUCUAAACUCGCAAAACCUUCAAAAAUCAUUAAAACUACCUUUGAAUUAUAAUGACUGGUAAUUAAGUUCCUGAUGGUUUACGGCGCAAGUCAUUUAUAUAUUGUAUGAUAUUUUUUCUUUUGUUUGUAUUGUAUUUCUAUUUAUUACAUAAUCAUUUUAAAGAGAUAUUUUUAUUAAAGUUUAUUUUUAACCAAAAGAGAACAAUGUAAAUGGUUUUUAGAUUUUGUAUAAAUAAAA